Molecule: messenger RNA, 1487 nt
Organism: Oncorhynchus masou masou (cherry salmon)
Lineage: Eukaryota; Metazoa; Chordata; Actinopteri; Salmoniformes; Salmonidae
Exons: 8
Coding region: 12-863 (283 amino acids)
Source: RefSeq, a predicted model, not a curated record
CCCAGACAGCCAUGAGUAGCAGUGCGUUUGCUUUGAUCUGUAUACGGUGCAGUCUUUUUCUCCGCAUCCUCAGUCCUGUUGAAGUUUUUGAGCACAGCCCUGCAACUGCAAACAAUCAUUCAUCAGCGCAGCAAAGGGAAAAGACAGCAAUGGAAGGGUGGAAGAGUCACGUGCGCGCUAGACUGUUCCAGAGAGAUUGUACACAAAAGGACCCCUUCAGUGGUAUCUUUAACACCUUGUCCGAGCAAGCGGAACAGCUUGACUUACGGGAUACACUUUGGGAUGAGGUACAGAGACCCAGUUCUGAAGGAGAUGUUGGGCUGACGGUUGACCACAGAGAACUAUACCUCCAGCUCAGAGAGAGUGAACAUAUAACAGAAAAGCUCUCUCAGACAGUCUCUGACCUGACCACCGUCAUGUAUCUGAAAGAUGCUGAGCUUCAAUACUGCCACUCACAAGUCUCCCGCUAUCGGAAGGAAGCUGUCACUCAAGCCAGGGAGGCCAACCUUCUGCAGGCCAGCCUAUCAGAAUUUGAGUUUGCAUUGGCGAGCCAAUCAGAGGAGUUGGCAGCUCUGCGGUUGGAGCAGCGGGAGCUGAAGGAGGGGCUUGCAGCGGCCUGGAGAGAGAAAGAAGCGCUUCUGGAGCGAUGGAUGGAUGAGAAGAAGGAGGAGGCGGAGAGGGUGAACAGGCACAAUGACACACAGGAAAGGUGGCAUCGUUUCACCCGGCGACUCAACAAGCAUCACCGUAGAGAGAUGCUGCGACCAGGUGAGCAGACCAACUCCUGGACGACUGGUAGGCCUACAACUGAACCAGCAACCACCAUACAGACAGUGGCAGGCACACUCUUGUGUCCCAACUAAUGUCAAUGUCUGCUUUGAUCAGAGGAGGGUGGUGCACACUGCCCAGGAUGGACCUUUUAUCCCAAAAGCCUCCUGUACUGAAACACUCCUUCCUGUAAGACACACCGAAAAAACUAGACCUUGAAUGUGACUGUGUGUGUAUAUAUUGAAGGAUAUUUGAGUGUGGGCUUUUAAUCAAUACUGUUGUGAAUUUCAGAUACGGUAUGUAUAGGCUUGUAAAUUAGUACUCAAGACCUAACUCAAUGUUUUCAAAUACCAUGAGAAUAAAGUAACUGUUCAGUCAUUUUUCACUAAAACACCUCUGUCCUGUGAAUGCAAUGCUUCCUGCUUUUGUGUGACUUUUGAAAAAGUCACUCGCUGUCUCAGAGGAGCAAAGUAGGUACGUGUUAGUGGCACUAAGACCCAAAUGGUGAAUCAUGUGAUCUUGAUUAAAACAUUGACUGCCUACUGUGCAAAUCAAUUUGAACUCUAACAUUGUUGAUAAAGAAAUUGCACUUUGAGCUUCUGACAAGGAAGUCAUGACCAUUUUUGGAUACUGUAUCUUGUCAAUUGCUCAAAUAACUUUUUCUGUCUGUGGAUGUGAGACUUAAAGUACAAACAAUCUACAACAGAAUUUAGGUUAAU